Messenger RNA from Rubroshorea leprosula, 2146 nucleotides. NCBI's taxonomy places the organism in Eukaryota, Viridiplantae, Streptophyta, Magnoliopsida, Malvales, Dipterocarpaceae. The record is from the annotation of a GenBank genome assembly.
ACAGUUAAUUACAGGAUUUUUAACUCUUCUGCCACAUUGAAACACAGUUAAACAAUGAGACUCGACACAAGUGCAGAGUUCUUAGCUCCCAAGGUUGCCUUUUUCACCAACAAAAGGCCAUGGCAGCUGAACCCAGUCCUCCAACUCCCAGAAUCUUAAACCAUUAAUUUGAGAAGUUUCAAAGUUUGACAUGGAAAAGACAAGGACAGAUACUUUGUAUCAGAUACCAAGAAUUUUAGCAAAGCAUCUGAUACCAAGACUUGCUAUAAAAGUUCUGUCAAGGUAGGACGUAGGAGACAGUUACAGCAUCUCUUGGUUCUGCAUAAGUUUGGUGAUCUGGAAGAAGGUGAAAGAGAGAGAAUUACCACAGCCUUCUAAUCCAUACUGCUGUCUUUGCUAAAUAUACUACCAUGGAAAUAUCAGACACCACUACAGAAUCUGACCCUCCAAAGUCUGCUCUUCCAGUAAACUCAGAACACAAGGCAAUGGAGUUUCAAUUAUUCUCUGUGGCUGCACCCCAUAUGCAGGCUUUUCACCUCUCUUGGAUCUCUUUCUUUUCUUGCUUUGUUUCCAGUUUUGCUGCUGCACCCCUCCUUCCAAUAAUUCGUGACAACCUCAACCUCACAUCAACUGACAUAGGCAACGCUGGGAUUGCAUCAGUCUCAGGGGCAGUUUUUGCUCGGAUUGCCAUGGGAACUGCUUGUGACUUAUUCGGACCUCGUCUUGCCUCUGCCUCACUGAUUCUUCUAACUGCACCGGCAGUUUACUUCACUUCCAUUAUUUCAUCACCUAUCUCUUUCCUCCUUGUGCGUUUUUUCACAGGCUUCUCCCUUGCCACUUUUGUCUCGACACAAUUCUGGAUGAGCUCCAUGUUUUCUAGUGAGGUGGUUGGCACUUCUAAUGGUGUUGCUGCUGGUUGGGGCAACCUUGGAGGUGGUGCAACACAGCUUAUAAUGCCUCUUGUUUUUUCUGUAAUCCAUGAAUUUGGUGCAGCCAAAUUUACAGCUUGGCGAAUUGCAUUCUUCAUCCCUGCCCUGUUUCAAAUGUCAACAGCAUUAGCUAUUCUGAUAUUUGGCCAAGAUUUGCCUGAUGGGAACUAUCAGCAGCUGCAGAAAUCAGGAGACAAACAAAAAGAUAAAUUAUCACUUGUCUUCUAUCAUGGCAUCACAAAUUACAGAGGAUGGAUCUUGGCACUGACAUAUGGUUAUUGUUUUGGAGUGGAGCUCACAAUAGACAACAUAAUUGCUGAAUACUUCUAUGACAGAUUCAAUCUAAAUCUCCAAACUGCAGGAAUUAUAGCAGCAUCUUUUGGUUUGGCAAAUAUAGUUUCUCGACCUGCAGGAGGGAUAAUUUCUGAUGCAAUGGCAAAAAGGUAUGGAAUGAGGGGAAGGUUGUGGACAUUAUGGAUAGUACAGACCUUGGGAGGUGUACUCUGUGUAACUCUUGGGCAGGUAAAAUCUUUAGGUGCAUCCAUUGCAGUGAUGAUUAUGUUCUCAUUGUUUUGCCAAGCAGCAUGUGGUCUUACAUUUGGGGUUGUUCCUUUUGUUUCUCGGAGGUCUUUGGGUGUCAUAUCAGGGAUGACAGGAGGAGGUGGAAAUGUGGGUGCAAUUUUAACUCAACUAAUUUUCUUCAAAGGAUCCAAGUACUCCAAAGAAACAGGGAUAACUCUAAUGGGUGUGAUGAUCAUAUGUUGCACCCUACCAAUAUGUUUGAUCUACUUCCCACAAUGGGGAGGGAUGCUUUGUGGUCCAUCCUCUGGAAAGAUUGCCAAAGAAGAAGACUACUACAUGACAGAAUGGAACUCAAAAGAGAAAGAAAAGGGUCUACACCAGGCAAGCUUGAAAUUUGCUGAUAACAGCAGAAGUGAGAGAGGAAGAAGUGUGGAGGCAGCAACUAUGCCCUCAAAUGGAACUGCACCAACAAAUGUCUAACUGCUUCCCAAGUCACACCAUCUUAUUAGCAUAUAAAGGUCUAUCUUCAUCACCACAUCUUAAAAUCACUAAAUUAUGUGAAAAAAUAAGUUUCCUUUCAUAUCUUUUUGAUUUAUAAGUUUUGAGGUUUGGUACUCAAUCACUUAAUCCAUAUUCUCAUAAGCACCUUAGAAUGUCACUAGCACUUCUCUUUCCAAUAAACAACAUCUAAAGCC